Molecule: messenger RNA, 1765 nt
Organism: Scheffersomyces coipomensis
Lineage: Eukaryota; Fungi; Ascomycota; Pichiomycetes; Serinales; Debaryomycetaceae
Product: thiolase family protein
Exons: 1
Coding region: 491-1690 (399 amino acids)
Biological process (GO): phenylacetate catabolic process; fatty acid beta-oxidation
Cellular component (GO): peroxisome
Molecular function (GO): acetyl-CoA C-acyltransferase activity
Source: RefSeq, a predicted model, not a curated record
AGCCAAACAGAGUUCUAAGUGUCUACGAUUACUAGUAUAGUGAAAGGUUUUAGCCUUUUUAUAGCAGGAUUUCCUUACAUAUACAAACGAAACCAAAAGCAGAUGAACAUCAUAAUAGAUUGUAAUUAAACUCCCUUGUAUGUUUUCCGUAUUCUUUUCCUUAGAAUUAUUUUACCAAUCGAUUCUACAUACUAAACAGCAGAAUAGCGGAAAACAACAUGCCCAACUCAAAAUGACAAUGGUAUUGUGAUAAUUAAAUAUCGCGUAAAUAAACAAGGCAUUACAGUAUCCUGUUCUUCUAUAGGACAGGCUGAUUGACCUGGUGUUCUCGAAAUAUUUUUCUCGGUCCUGAUAUGAAAGGUAAAUUGACACCGGACUUUUACUUUUCCGUAUAGCUUAUUUUUGUUAGGGACAUAAAUAUAGUAAAGAAGUUGCAAACCAGAUAAUCAUAAUUUUCUUGUUAUUUUGCUGAUCAAGUGUACCCAACGAAAUGUUAUUCAAAAAGUCUGCAUCUGAUAUAGUUAUCGUAUCCGCAUUAAGAACCCCGGUUACCAAAGCAAUCAAAGGUGGGUUAUCCAAGCUUUAUCCAGAGGAAUUACUCUAUGAAGUUUUAAAAGGGUCUUUGGAAAAGUCCAAGAUAGAUCCAAACUUGGUUGAUGAUGUGUUGAUCGGAACUGUUUUACAAACUUUAGGUGGACAAAAAGCUUCAGCAUUAGCUGUGAAAAAAGCUGGCUUUCCUAUUAAGACCACUGUGAACACUAUGAACAGACAAUGUGCUUCAUCCGCUCAAGCCUUAACUUAUCAAGCUGGUUCAUUAAGAUCAGAAGAAAAUCAAUUCGUGAUAGCUGCCGGUGUGGAAUCAAUGACUCAUGAUUACUUUCCUCACAGAGGUAUUCCUACCAGAAUUUAUGAUGCCUUUAAAUCGUCCGCAAAUGAUGAAGCUCAAAAUGUAUUAAUGCCAAUGGGUAUAACUAGUGAGAAUGUUGCUACUAAGUACGGUAUUUCAAGACAAGACCAAGAUCAAUUUGCGGUUGAAUCACAUUUAAAAGCUGCUAAGGCGUCUGAAUCAGGCCAUUUUGCCAAAGAAAUUAUCCCAGUAAAUGCUAGAAUAUCCGAGGCCGAAGAACCAAUACAGUAUAAAUUAAUUGACAAAGAUGAUGGUAUUAGAGCUAGUUCAACCUAUGAAAAAUUAAGUACUUUGAAACCAGUAUUUGCUGAAGAUGGUACCACUACAGCAGGUAAUUCUUCUCAAAUUUCCGAUGGAGCUUCGGCCGUCAUCUUAACUACUAGAUCCAACGCUGAAAAAUUUGGUAUUAAACCAAUUGCCAGAUUUAUAGGUUCUUCAGUCGCUGGUGUCCCUUCUGCUCUAAUGGGUAUUGGUCCAUCUGAAGCUAUUCCUCAAUUGUUAGCUAGAUUGAAUGUUUCAAUUAAAGAUAUUGAUAUUUUUGAAUUGAAUGAAGCUUUUGCAUCUCAAUCAUUAUACUGUAUUGAGAAAUUAGGACUUGACCAUAGUAAGGUCAAUCCUUUCGGUGGAGCUAUUGCUUUAGGUCAUCCAUUAGGUGCAACUGGUGGUAGAGUUGUGUCAACUUUAAUUAAUGGGUUAAAGGCUCAAAACAAAGAACUUGGUGUAAUUUCAAUGUGUACUUCAACAGGUCAAGGUUAUGCCGGUUUAUUUGUUAACGAAAAUUAGAACAAAUUUGUAUAUGUAAUAUAAAUAUUCUGUAUUAAAUUUACUAUCAAUUGCAUUUAAAGAUUUGAAAAACUC